AUCUAGCGCAAGAUGUUCGGUGCCCUGGCUCUACUAGCAUCCAAUGCGCUCGCCUUCGGUUGCUCUCCCCUACCAGCUGGUCAAGAAGUGAGAGUAUCCUUCCUGGCAGAUGGACUUAUGAAAAUACCUCUGGAAUUUGCCUAUUCUGAAACGAAAGCUGUCACCGACAAGCAACCAAAAUUUGCUACAAAUAAGGAUGACGCCAUGAAAAAUAUCAGACAAUACAUCAAGAGAGCGGUGACGUCCGUUAUUAGACAGGAAGCCAGGAAAGCUGGAAUUGAACAUUUGGUCACAAACAUUGCCAGCCAGAUUAAACCGACUGUGUACGGUAGUCCGCUGAAAUGCUCGAGCCUUAUUGAAGGAACGACGUCGAUCCCAUCUGCCGAAGAAAAUGCAACACCCAAACCGCUUGCACUGUUUUGUGUAGUGAAAGACGAUUUGGUGACUAACAUAGCGUACACUGCUCCAAAAAAAGAAGGAGACAACACCGAACUACCGGAAUUUUAUGAGGUUCCACCGGCACAUCAACAGUUCACAGUCACCCUAGCUGUUUCCAAUUCCAUCAUUGCCGGUUGGAGCAGGGACAAAUGGGAUCUGAUGCUGUUACAGGUGGAAAAACAGCUGAGAAGUGAUACAAAUGCAUCCUCUUCAAGUGUGAGAGUGUGUUUCCUGGUUGAUGGGCUUUUGAUAUUACCUCUGGAGUUUGCCUAUACUGAAUAUGGAGAAGUACUCGCCAACAAACCAAAAUUUGCCACGAAUAAAGAUGAAGCCUUGAAAAAUAUCAGAAAUUACAUCAAGAAAGCGGUGAUUUUCGCUAUUAGACGUGAAGCAAUAAAAGAUGGAAUUGAAAAAAACAUCACGCACAUUGCCAGUCAAAUCAAACCAACUGUUUACGGCUACCCGCUGAAAUGCUCAAGCCUUAUUGAAGGACAAGAGUCGAUCCCAAGAGAAAGUAAUUGUUGA
Messenger RNA from Cylicocyclus nassatus, 963 nucleotides. The record is from the annotation of a GenBank genome assembly. NCBI's taxonomy places the organism in Eukaryota, Metazoa, Nematoda, Chromadorea, Rhabditida, Strongylidae.